Miscanthus lutarioriparius is the source of this 963-nucleotide messenger RNA. NCBI's taxonomy places the organism in Eukaryota, Viridiplantae, Streptophyta, Magnoliopsida, Poales, Poaceae. The record is from the annotation of a GenBank genome assembly.
AUGGACUACCGUGACAAGCUGGUGCUCGCGCCCAUGGUCCGCGUGGGCACGUUGCCAUUUAGGCUACUGGCUGCUGAAUAUGGUGCUGAUAUUACUUAUGGAGAAGAAAUUAUUGAUCACAAAUUGUUGAAGUGUGAGCGUGUUACAAAUGAAUCUCUUGGGACUACUGAUUUUGUGGAGAAAGGGACUGACAGUGUAGUUUUCCGUACAUGCCCACAAGAAAGGGGUAGGGUUGUAUUCCAAAUGGGCACAUCAAAUGCUGUGAGGGCACUUAAAGCUGCUCAGCUUGUGUGCCAGGAUGUUUCUGCUAUAGAUAUCAACAUGGGCUGUCCAAAGUCUUUUUCGCUUAGUGGAGGGAUGGGUGCUGCAUUACUCUCCAAGCCUGAGCUUAUACAUGAUAUUUUGACAACAUUGCGGAGGAACUUGGACACAACAGUGACAUGUAAAAUCCGUCUUCUGAACACACCUAAAGACACUGUGGAGUUGGCACGCCGGAUUGAGAAAACUGGUGUUCCUGCUCUUGCUGUCCACGGAAGAAAGAUUAAAGAUAGACCAAGAGAUCCCGCCAAGUGGGAUGAGAUAGCCGAUGUUGUGUCAGCGCUGUCAAUUCCUGUUAUAGCUAAUGGAGAUGUCUUUGAGUAUGAGGAUUUUAAGAGAAUUAAAGAUGCUACAGGUGCUGCUUCUAUUAUGGUUGCUAGAGGUGCCAUGUGGAAUGCCUCUAUCUUUUGUGCCAAAGGAAAAACACCUUGGGAGGAUGUCAAGAGAGAGUAUGUGAGAAAGAGCAUAUUGUGGGACAACGAUGUGAAGAGCACGAAACAUACCUUGAAAGAAAUGAUAAUGCACUAUUCUUGCCUUGAACUUCCUGAGGGGAAAGGUGUUAUAAAGUGUGAUACAUCAGAAGAUGUAGCGAGACUAUAUGGGGAGGAGGACUACUAUAAUUUUGUUGUUUCAAAUAGGAAAUGA